AGAGCCCGCGCGGAGCCGCGCAACGCCCGCCGGGAGUCGGUCGGAGCCGCCAAGAUGUCGCAGCCCAAGAAAAGAAAGCUUGAGUCGGGGGGCGGCGGCGAAGGAGGGGAGGGAACUGAAGAGGAAGAUGGCGGAGAGCAGGAGGCGGCCCUGCCGCGACCCCGGAGGGCUAGGCGGGAGCGGGACCAGCUGUACUACGAGUGCUACUCAGACAUAUCGGUCCACGAGGAGAUGAUUGCGGACCGUGUCCGGACCGAUGCCUACCGCCUGGGCAUCCUGCGGAACUGGGCAGGACUGCGGGGCAAGACUGUGCUGGACGUGGGCGCGGGCACCGGCAUUCUUAGCAUCUUCUGUGUGCAGGCCGGGGCCCGGCGCGUGUACGCGGUGGAGGCCAGCGCCAUCUGGCAACAGGCCCGGGAGGUGGUGCGGCUCAACGGGCUGGAGGAUCGGGUGCACGUCCUGCCGGGGCCGGUGGAGACGGUGGAGUUGCCGGAGCAGGUGGAUGCCAUCGUGAGCGAGUGGAUGGGCUACGGACUCCUGCACGAGUCUAUGCUGAGCUCUGUGCUCUACGCGCGGACCAAGUGGCUGAAGGAGGGCGGUCUUCUCCUGCCGGCUUCCGCCGAGCUCUUCGUGGCGCCCAUCAGCGACCAGAUGCUGGAGUUGCGCCUGGGCUUCUGGAGCCAGGUGAAGCAGCUUUACGGGGUGGACAUGAGCUGUCUGGAGAGCUUCGCCACACGCUGCCUUAUGGGCCACUCGGAGAUCGUGGUGCAGGGUUUGUCCGGGGAGGACGUACUGGCCCGACCGCAGUGCUUUGCUCAGCUGGAGCUGGCCCGCACCGGCCUGGAGCAGGAGCUGGAGGCUGGGGUGGGCGGGCGCUUCCGCUUCAGUUGCUACGGCUCAGCGCCCAUGCACGGCUUUGCCAUCUGGUUCCAGGUGACCUUCCCGGGCGGGGACUCGGAGAAACCCCUGGUGCUGUCCACCUCGCCUUUUCACCCCGUCACGCACUGGAAGCAGGCACUCCUCUACCUGAACGAGCCUGUGCAAGUGGAACAAGAUACGGACAUUUCCGGAGAGAUCACGCUGCUGCCCUCCCGGGAUAACCACCGUCUCCUGCGCGUGCUACUGCGCUACAAAGUAGGCGACCAGGAGGAAAAGACCAAAGACUUUGCCAUGGAGGACUGAGCGUUGCCUUUUCUCCCAGCUACCUCCCGAGGCUCCCAGACCUGCGUGGUAGAGGCGGAGGGGGGUCGGAGGAGAAAGGGAGAUCCCACGUGCAAGUUUGUUUGGCAGUAUCAGCAUGGCUGUGUAUGUGACUGGACACCAGAUGAUCCAAGCCCUUUGGAGUGACAACACUUCCAGAAGGAUGAGAGCGUGACAUGCUCCAAUAUCCAGGCACUGUGCAGUCUCUGUGUGAGCUGGUACUGAUUGCCUAGGGUCAUUUGGACCACAGGAAGAACUGUCAGCCCUAAGGAGGGAAAAACAUGAUGAAGUUCUACCUGCUUUCUUCAGACAGCUUACAUUUAUUUAGCACUGUGAAACUUACCAAAUAUUUACUUAAUUCACUGGACCAGUGGACAUUUUAUUGAGUAUACCAGAUAACAGUCAUUGUGAUAAGCACUUAGGUAUACAAACCAAUAAAACAUAGUUUUGCUUCCAAGUAGGUAUGUUCAUAGGAUAAACCAAAAAGGAAAAUACAUCAACGAUAAUGGGCUACAUGGGAUGCUGUAGGUGUUAGGGAGGGCAAGUGAUUACCUUCACUUUAUAUACUAGGAAAAAGACAUAGAUACUGAAGGAUUUCCCUAAGGUUGUAUAACUAAUUCUUGACAGUUGAACACACGUAUCUUAAUUCCUAUCCCCAAACAACUUCUUAGUUUAAAAAAGUUCCAUUGGAGAUCUAUCUUGUAGGCCUCAAAGAGCCACCUUCAGUAUAUAGGAUCUAAAGGUUGACAUUAUUAGGUAUUCAUAAAAUAUACCAUGUGCCCGUUUCCCUAACAGGGCUAAGUGUGGCAUUCCUUCUGAGGCCCCCAAGAAACAAGGCUCACUGCAUUGGCAAAGAAAAGUCGAGCUCUGGCUAUAGGUACUGGCAUCCAAUGAAAUAAGUGUUCACUCAUUUAAUGAUUUAAUAAACACCAACCAUCUAACAAUUAAGUUCUAUGAUAAAUAAGCAAAUGCUACCCUCAACUUGGAUACAGUAGGGGAAUAAAAUUACCUACAUCAGUAGUUUGCACACAUUCUUUAACCUGGAAAGACAUCAUCCAACUAAAUCUCACCUCUGCUGGAGCAAGGUUGAGAAGCCAGCCCUUCUGUCGGCUCUAACCUUAAAAUUCCUCUCAAGUGCAAAAGUGUUACUUGUCAUCACAUAGAUUAAGAGAUCCUCAGAGAAAAAUGUGAUGGUAAGGAGGACGAUGAUUAAUGAGACUCUUUCUCAAAAUUAUUAUAUAUGCUUGUAGGAUAAGACAUUUGAAACAAAAAAUCUGGACCUUACUAAAGACAAAACUUUAAUAAAAAGACAUGACCAGUAA
This is a messenger RNA of Zalophus californianus (California sea lion), 2522 nucleotides long. It is a transcript of the gene PRMT6, whose product is annotated as protein arginine methyltransferase 6. The record is from RefSeq and is a predicted model, not a curated record. Lineage: Eukaryota; Metazoa; Chordata; Mammalia; Carnivora; Otariidae. Gene Ontology annotation, biological process: peptidyl-arginine methylation. The transcript is spliced from 2 exons. Bases 55 to 1182 code for a protein of 375 amino acids. Gene Ontology annotation, molecular function: protein-arginine N-methyltransferase activity.